Messenger RNA from Acanthocheilonema viteae, 3300 nucleotides. The record is from the annotation of a GenBank genome assembly. Lineage: Eukaryota; Metazoa; Nematoda; Chromadorea; Rhabditida; Onchocercidae.
AUGUUUUACGUUUUCUACGUGAACGAGGGUUCUCUACAAGCUUUAGAAGUAUCUGUUGCACUUGGCUCAGUUCAUAAACUACAAUGUGUUAUAGAAGAAAUAACUCGGGUGCCCGUUGCAGAACAGAUAGCGAUAACGCUAUUCUCAAUAGAACGAAAUGCUUCAAAUCACUCAGUUUUGCAGGCUUUGCUUGUUUCUGGAGGAGAAGGGUUGCAGUCGGAAAAGCAGGUGUCACAUUAUCAGGGAGCUGGUACGGAAUCAAAUCCACUGUUCCUGUUCCGUAAAUUAUACAAAGAAGAUAGUCAGUGUACGGAACUGACAAAUAGUGAUGAAUUGUGUACAUUAUGCGCAGGUUUGUAUGAUGAACUACAUGUUCUUGAUAGCUCAACAAUAUCAAGACCGCUAAUUACGCGCUACUGUGAUGCUGGGCACCUAGGAUUAAAAGUUGCUGAAAGAAGCUUGCAGCUUUGUGCACGUUUAGUUCAAGAUCAUCAACUUUUGCAUCAGGGAUGGUUAGCACUAAUAUCCAAUCUUUAUGAUUCACGAGCUCAAAUUGAGAAGAAAUCUGAGCGUUUCCUAUCUCGCUACGAGCGUUUGAAAACAAUGAAAAUUAAAGCUGAGACCUUAUUACAGGAUUUCGAUAACGUGCUUCGUACUUUGCAACAAAUCAAAAUUCCCUCAGCUUUAUUGUCAAAUUCAUACAAAUUGCAAGGAUCGUCGAAGGCUACUGAAGAAUGCACACUGUAUGAGUAUAUUGCUCGUGCCGAUCCACAAAAUUCAUUGGAAGAAAUGUCAGAGCAAGUUAAUAUACUUCUGUCUAAGACGAGCGAUACCGAAUAUAAACAGGUGGUAUCUAAUAUGAGGUAUGUCAGUGAGAAAGUUAGUAAUCCUGAAAUGCGUAAUAUUCGUGGUAUAAAUACUCGCCUUACGCAGUUGGAUGCAAUGUUUCACAAUAAAGAACAAGAAACGAAAGUGCUGAAGGAUUUAUGUUUUGCUGUAUCGCAACCGGUUGUUGAUUCUCAGUCUACCAGAGUAAAGUUUUGCUUUUUAUUGAUUAUCAAAUUAUCUCCUCAAGAAGAUAUUGUGUUGAAUCAGCGGGAAAAAAUGUUAGAAGUUAGAAAGCUAAUUGAACAGAUACAGAAAAUGGGGAAAGCUUUUCAGCAAUCCAAAAUCGAGUUAUUAAACAAUAUUAGAACGAGACUUCGUGGAUGGAUAUUGCAGGUCUAUGAUAGAUUGCAUGCCACAAACAAUCAGAUAAUUUUAUUUGAAGAAAAAUAUAUUGCUUUACGGAACCGACUUGAUAUCAUUCGGCAAGUGAAGGAGAGUCCAACAAUGUUUGCCACGGCACUCACCGAAUGUCUUCGCCGAAGUGUAUUGCAGCCAGAAUUUGAGUCGUGGUUUGCUUCAUUCAUGGAAAAAAGUGUUGCUUUGGUCACGGAAGAAACAUCCGUACGCGAAGUAUUCAAACAAAAAUUAGGGCGACAUUUUUUAAAACAGUUGUUUCCGGGCAUGUUCGAUAAUUUUCCGAACUUUGCUCCCAGUGGCUUGACACAUUUCGACAAAAACUUACCUCCUGUAGCUCCAGUGGAUCUGAGAACUCUGAGACAGGCCGUUCCGUGUUUAGCAAAUUUGCUAAGAGUGACAGAUCCCUUUAUUUAUCAGCGACUUUCUGUAAGAGAUCCACGACUUGUAUCUGGUUCACAAAUGACUCCUCCAGUUUUAAAAAGAGAAGAAUCAUUCUACACUACGGAUGCUACAAUUAACGUUGCAAAUUUGAACAAGAACUUUCCAUCCACACAUUGGUUGAGCGGUGACGAGAAUUUGGAUGCUUUACCUUCAAAUGCAACAAUGCUGGCUAAAUCACCACCUUCACGGUUUGGUUCUACGUUCAGUUUGGACAUGGUCGAAGAAUCUCCUGCAAGGCCACUUAACUCACUUGCAUCCCUUUUUGAUGCCUCACAUAAUGAGACUGCUGAAAGUGAGGUGGAAAUUGAAAGUAAAGCAUUCAUGAGAUUGAGUGUUACAAAAAGUGAACCGAUCGCGAUACCUCAGAACAAUGCAUCCAUACUUCAGGUCGUUGCGCCAUUAAUAGAAGAAGGAAAUUCAGUGAAGCCAAAAUCAGACAAAUCCAGUCAAUUUGGUACACCUGAAGAUCAUAUUAGUUACCAUCAGAGGAUUGCUGAGGUGUUUGAAAGAUCUCAGUCUGGGAGCCUUCUCUGUUUACAAAAUGGGUUGAAAGGACUUUCACAGCAGUUGAUGCACCUGAAACAAGAACUGAUUCUUGCUGAAAAUCAAACUAAAGAAUACUCGGAUGGGGCAUUAAAACGAAUAAACAAUUCGUUAAUUGCGUAUAUUGGAUACAGAAACGCGGUUUCCGCGUCUCAUCAGCCUAUUAAGCCUAUUUAUAAGGAUGCCGCCAUUGAGACUGAAACAAAGGAUAAGCUGAAAGAGUCGUUCUUAAUGAGUGUUGUUGACGAGGUACCGGAAAAAGAUAUUUCUGAACUCCGACAAGUCAUUGAACUUCAGAAGAGGGAAAUUUCACAGCUCCGUGAACAGCAGUUAAGUACAGAAAAUACUGUUGCUAAAAUGGAAAUCGAAAGAAACGAAAUGUACAAAACUUUAGUUAUUGACCACGAGUUGGCACUGGAGCGUAAGAUUUCAUCUCACAAUGAAGAAAUGAAGAGAAAGAAUAAGGAAAUUGAUUCACUGAAAGCAGCGUUACAUAAACUUCGUGAAACCGUUGUUCACCAGAAUGUAGAAAAUACCAAUUCAGUUGCCAAUAGUGAAACCGGAAUUAGUUGCGACAAGGAAUAUGAGAAAAAAUUCAUAACUGCUCACGGAAAUUCUUUGCUUAGCGGAGUACCAAUCGAGACGAAGGAGAAAUAUUCAUUUGGAUCUGAGGUAAUUGAUUCUCAAAAAGGCACUACUGUUAGUUCAGUAUCUAACGACGUAUCCAAAGGAUGUCUCUUGAAGUCUUUUUCUGUUAGUGAUGUAGCCACAAAUAUGGAAUCGUCAAAAGUGAGGACUGAAGGUAGAGAUUCGGAAAAAGAUGAAAACACAGAUGAAGAACUGAAGGCUCAGGCAGAUUCGGAUGAAGAUAUUGCACCAGUUACGGUGAGACCAGCUACUGCUCAAACAGCCAUAUCACUGCGGGAGAUGCGAACAAUGAUUACAGUGCAGGACAUUCACGAAUAUUGUGCUGUCUUAAUUGUUUGGAGCAAGGGUUUAUUUUUAUUUGUGGCUAUGACGAAAGGUUUUGAAAUCUACUACCGGUCAGAUGGUCACAUGGUAGAUGAUUAA